CGCUGUGCGCUAUGUUCGCGUUUUGAAGCCCACGUUGAUUAGCCGACGCAGAAAGCCGCAGCUGGGUAUGUGACCUGGGACCCUGUUUAUGAGGGACUCGCUCGUUUUCACCAGAAGACAGCACUGUACGUUGUUACUUCUUCUCCCCACAGUUCAAAAUCAGCUCUUGUCCGCAGGAAGCAAUGACCAUGUAGAUUCCACGGCUUGGAGCAGCAUAAUGGGAAGCAGUGAAUGGAGCGGAGCCGGUCUGCAGCCUUGAAAGCAGCCCUUCGGCGAGCCGCCACUCAGUCAGGGACCCCUCGCACGUCGGAGGCGUUCUCCGCUUCGCCUGCUGGACAAACUGGAUUCUUUUUAAAUUCUUAGGUUGGAAUUUGAGAUUUCUUUCCUUCAAUUUUUAAACAGUUUUAAGAUCGUAUCAACUAUAAAGAGUGGAGCAAUAUAAUCGGCAACAAUGGGUGACAUGACAAACAGCGAUUUUUAUUCCAAGAACCAAAGAAAUGAGGCCAACCAUGCAGGAGAGUUUGGGUGCACGCUGCAAGAACUGCGCUCCCUCAUGGAACUGCGAGGAACAGAGGCAGUAGUAAAAAUUAAAGAGACAUAUGGGGAAACAGAGGGGCUCUGCAGACAUCUGAAGACAUCACCAACAGAAGGAUUAUCUGGCACUGCUGCAGACCUAGAAAAAAGAAAGCUUAUUUUUGGGAAAAACUUUAUACCUCCAAAGAAGCCAAAAACAUUCUUACAGCUAGUCUGGGAAGCGCUACAGGAUGUGACUCUUAUAAUCUUGGAAAUUGCAGCCAUCAUAUCUUUGGGGCUUUCGUUUUAUCAGCCACCUGGAGAAGGGAAUGAAGGGUGCGGUACUGCCACAGGAGGAGCUGAGGAUGAAGGUGAGGCUGAAGCUGGCUGGAUCGAAGGUGCUGCCAUCCUGCUCUCCGUUAUUUGUGUCGUACUCGUCACUGCCUUUAAUGACUGGAGCAAGGAGAAGCAGUUUCGUGGGCUUCAAAGCCGUAUCGAGCAGGAGCAGAAGUUCACCGUCGUGCGAGGCGGACAGGUUAUCCAGAUCCCGGUGGCGGAGAUAGUGGUGGGUGACAUCGCGCAGGUGAAAUAUGGUGAUCUCCUACCUGCCGAUGGGAUAUUUAUUCAAGGAAAUGAUCUUAAAAUUGAUGAAAGCUCUUUAACUGGAGAGUCAGACCAAGUCCGCAAGUCGGUUGACAAAGACCCAAUGCUGCUGUCAGGUACUCACGUCAUGGAAGGCUCUGGACGAAUGCUGGUAACUGCUGUGGGUGUGAAUUCCCAGACAGGCAUCAUCUUUACUCUGUUAGGUGCUGGAGGAGAAGAAGAAGAGAAGAAAGAUAAGAAAGGUAUGGAACAGGAGGAUGGACAUCAGCUUCCAGUAGAUUCUUCCCAUCCCUCCUCCCACCCUCCUUCAGCUACAGAUGGUGCAGCAGGUGCAAAUGCCACUGAUAAUGCAAAUGCCAGCUUAGUCAAUGGCAAAAUGCAGGAUGGGAAUAUGGAGAACAGCCAGAACAAAGCCAAGCAGCAGGACGGGGCUGCUGCCAUGGAGAUGCAGCCGCUGAAGAGCGCGGAAGGGGGAGAGGGAGAUGACAAGGACAAGAAGAAAGCCAACAUGCACAAGAAGGAGAAAUCUGUCCUCCAGGGAAAGCUGACCAAGCUGGCAGUCCAGAUAGGCAAAGCAGGUUUGGUGAUGUCUGCCAUCACUGUAAUCAUUUUGGUACUAUAUUUUGCCAUUGACACCUUUGUGGUCAACAAGAAACAGUGGUUGCCUGAGUGCACGCCUGUCUACGUUCAGUAUUUUGUUAAAUUCUUCAUUAUUGGUGUUACGGUGCUUGUGGUUGCUGUUCCUGAGGGACUUCCACUUGCUGUCACUAUUUCUCUUGCUUAUUCUGUAAAGAAAAUGAUGAAGGAUAACAAUCUGGUCCGCCACUUAGACGCCUGUGAAACUAUGGGUAACGCUACAGCCAUCUGCUCCGACAAGACAGGGACCCUGACGACCAACCGGAUGACAGUCGUGCAAGCCUACGUGGGUGACGUCCACUACAAGGAGAUCCCGGACCCCGAUUCGGUACCCGCCAAAACCCUCGAGCUGCUGGUUAAUGCAAUUGCUAUCAACAGUGCUUAUACUACAAAAAUUCUGCCACCAGAAAAGGAGGGUGGCCUGCCUCGCCAGGUCGGCAAUAAGACGGAGUGUGGCCUUCUGGGGUUUGUCCUGGACUUGAAGCAGGAUUACGAGCCUGUGCGCAACCUCAUCCCCGAGGAGAAGCUCUAUAAGGUUUACACUUUCAACUCCGUGCGGAAGUCGAUGAGUACUGUCAUUAAAAUGCCAGAUGGUAGCUUCCGAAUGUACAGCAAAGGGGCUUCUGAGAUCGUGCUGAAGAAGUGUUCCAGGAUCCUUAAUGCAGCUGGUGAACCUCGUAUCUUCAGACCACGCGACCGUGAUGAAAUGGUGAAGAAGGUGAUUGAACCCAUGGCCUGCGAUGGAUUGAGAACUAUCUGUGUCGCUUUCCGGGACUUCAGCAGCAACCCAGAGCCUGACUGGGACAACGAAAAUGACAUUUUAUCGGACUUGACUUGCAUUUGUGUUGUUGGCAUCGAAGACCCAGUAAGGCCAGAGGUCCCUGAAGCCAUAAGAAAGUGCCAGCGAGCUGGAAUUACGGUCCGCAUGGUCACUGGAGACAACAUCAACACAGCGCGUGCCAUUGCCAUAAAAUGUGGAAUCAUUCAUCCAGGAGAAGACUUUCUCUGCCUUGAAGGGAAAGAGUUUAACAGAAGGAUUCGAAAUGAGAAGGGGGAGAUUGAGCAAGAACGGAUUGACAAAAUCUGGCCAAAGCUUCGAGUGCUUGCUCGCUCAUCUCCCACUGACAAACACACUUUGGUAAAAGGUAUUAUUGACAGCACACAGGUGGAACAGAGGCAGGUUGUAGCUGUGACUGGUGAUGGAACCAAUGAUGGACCAGCACUUAAAAAAGCUGAUGUUGGCUUUGCAAUGGGUAUUGCUGGUACAGAUGUUGCAAAGGAAGCCUCAGAUAUUAUCCUAACAGAUGACAAUUUCAGUAGCAUUGUGAAGGCUGUAAUGUGGGGCCGUAAUGUCUAUGACAGUAUCUCCAAGUUCCUGCAGUUCCAGCUCACUGUGAACAUCGUGGCUGUGAUUGUGGCUUUCACUGGAGCAUGCAUUACCCAGGACUCUCCUCUGAAAGCUGUGCAGAUGUUGUGGGUCAACCUAAUCAUGGACACCUUUGCCUCGCUCGCUCUGGCCACUGAGCCCCCGACAGAAGCCCUGUUGCUACGAAAGCCAUACGGCCGAAACAAACCCCUCAUAUCACGCACCAUGAUGAAGAACAUUCUGGGCCAUGCUGUUUAUCAGCUUACUCUCAUAUUCACACUUCUUUUUGUUGGUGAGAAAAUGUUUAAGAUUGACAGUGGGAGGAAUGCACCACUCCACUCUCCUCCUUCAGAGCACUACACCAUUAUCUUCAACACCUUCGUCAUGAUGCAGCUUUUCAAUGAAAUCAACGCACGCAAAAUCCAUGGCGAAAGAAAUGUCUUUGAUGGCAUCUUCAGAAAUCCUAUUUUUUGCACUAUUGUACUGGGUACAUUUGCUAUUCAGAUAGUAAUUGUCCAGUUUGGAGGAAAACCAUUUAGCUGUUCUCCCCUGCAGCUUGACCAAUGGAUGUGGUGUGUAUUUAUUGGAUUAGGAGAACUUGUAUGGGGUCAGGUCAUUGCAACCAUCCCAACAAGUAGGCUAAAGUUUUUAAAGGAGGCAGGGCGGCUCACUGAAAAAGAGGAAGUCCCGGAAGAAGAGCUCAAUGAAGAUGUUGAAGAAAUCGAUCAUGCAGAGAGAGAACUUCGACGUGGACAAAUUCUCUGGUUCAGAGGGCUCAACAGAAUCCAAACCCAGAUCCGCGUCGUGAAGGCAUUCCGUAGCUCUCUCUAUGAAGGUUUAGAAAAACCAGAAUCUAGAACCUCUAUUCACAACUUUAUGACUCAUCCUGAGUUUAGGAUAGAAGAUUCCCAGCCCCACAUCCCACUCAUUGAUGACACAGACCUAGAAGAAGACCCUGCUCUCAAGAAAAACUCAAGUCCACCAUCUUCGCUGAACAAGAACAACAGUGCUAUCGACAGUGGAAUAAAUCUUACAACUGACACAAGUAAAUCAGCUACCUCUUCUAGUCCAGGAAGCCCAAUACAUAGCCUGGAGACAUCACUUUAGCUGAAAAGGUCACUGCAAAAAAAAAAAAUAAAUAAAAAAUAAAAAAACAGCAACCGAAAUAUAUAAAUAUAUAUAUUAAAAACAUUGCUGGCUGAAAAGCUGUUUGAACUCUUACUCACUUUGAGACAAGUGAAUGAAUUGUUGAUCACAAUGGUUUUGGGGAAAGAAUGAAUGGCUGAUUUACAUACCCUCUCUUGUUCCCUUUCAGAAAAACAAAAACAAAAAAAAUCCUCUUGCAUGAAUGUACCGUACACUUCCAGCCCUUCUUUCUCUCUUUUUGUUUCUUUUUGUUUCUUUUUUUUUUUUUCCUCCUUAAGCAGGAACUGCAGAGGACUUCUUUCUGAGGCUAUUUAUCCAAUUCACUGGUCUGUGAGUUUUUUGAAAUGCUUGUGUGGCAUGGACUCAGUUGUAUAGAUUAAUUUAAAUAACUUUUUUGAAGUUGCAAAGCUUAACUUGCACAGUAGAUUUGCACCAGUUGGACAGAGGAACUUAAACAUUUAUGAGACUAUAUAUAGAGAUAUAUACAUAUAAGUAUAUACAUAAUUAAUUAUAUAUAUGUAUAUAUCUAUCUAUAUAUAUAUAGUUAUAUAUAUAUAAAGUUUCUUUGUUGGCAUGUUGCCUUGUUUCUGCUCAAAUUGCUCUGACUAUUUUAACUUAUUUAUGUCCUAAAAAAGAAUGUAAUUUGUUUACAAACCUGUAGAUAAUAUCCUUAACUAUUUGUAGGGUUAAGAAAGCACUUCCUGCCGAAGUAGUAUAAAAAUGGCUCAGCUCAGCUCAUCGAAAAUGUCUGUAAUAUCACACCCUGGAUAUUUUAUUACAACCGUGUUCUGAUUUCUGCCUGAUUUUUUUUUUCAUUAAAUAAUGUAGAUACUGCUAGUAAAUAACAAAAGAAGCCAAAAUAUAACACAUUGGAUGUAGCAUUGUGGUCCUAUAUACAGGGAGGUAAAACAGGCUUCCUUUGUUUCAAAUAAAAAUCAGAAUGAUCAGGUUCUCUCUUUUCUUUUUCCUCUAAUAAAUUGCUUGAACUCAUUUUGGUGCAACAUAUGAUAAUGGAGGCUGUUUCAUCCUUUAAAAAUAUGGCAAUGGCUUCCAAAAAAUAUUUUUAGAGAGCUAUUAUAUGAAACUGAGUUGAGUUUAUAAAUAACAGAUUAAAAAUAAGUUAUAUUUGGUUUGUCUAUAUGGAGAUCAAAAUAAUGUUAAACUAUUGUGAUAUACUGUGUUAAUUCUUUUCAGUUAGUAAUUUAGGCAUUUAUUUCCUUAUGACUUACAAAGUAUGGGCUGUUGGCAUUUUGGAUGAAAAUCACUGUAGGUUGUUGCUUUGAUUUUUUUUUAAGAAAAAUAUCAUUUCUGCACUAUCUAGGUCUGAAUGAAACUUUGUUAAUUAUAUAUGAAGAUGUGCUUUGUGUGAUUUUUUUUUUAACCAAGCUUGUCUUCCUGUAGUCACAAAAUAUACUGUAACACAGUAAUACAUUGUUUUACCUAAUUAUGGCGCUUUCUACAAAGAAAGCUAUUUUGCAAACCUGCAGUAUAGAGGGUGAAAAAUAUUUUUCAAGAUGGUAACAGCCCUGAUAACUUAAAAUUUAUGAGCUUAUAUAAUUGCUAUGUCAACCACUUGAAUGCUAAGCACUUUGUGGAUCACAGAUUUUUCAUAAAUAAUUUUUGUAUUUAAUAUAAAGUUUGCUUGGAGACUUUUCAGCAUAUGAUCUUUUCCAUAACUGUACAGUGCAAAAGACAUUUUGAACUACACAAUUGAUUAUGCCAGAUGUGUUGAAAACACUCUCAAACUAGCUUGAUAAAUUGAUUUGUUAAGCUAUUACCGGUUGUGUUAAAGUUGGCUAAUAACAUGGUGCAUCUCUGCAGUCACAAGAACUAAUUCAAGCCAGAACUCUCCAAAACAAGAUUAGACUCAUGGCCAAACUGCAGACUGAACUGACUAAAAUGUUUUAAGGGUGCAUCAGGACUAUUCAGCCAGGUAAAGCCUGAAUUGCCAGCUUCCGGACUUUUGUGUAGAAGCUUGAAUGUUUUUGGCUCAAACUCAUAGUUCACUAUCUGAUCCACUUUUCACUGAACAACAACAGAACAGGUCUUUGAAGGCUUAUACAGCUCUGUUUUCAACAGAUAGUGUUACCCAUUUCUUAACAGUAAAAAGCUAGCAUGAAAACAUAAUUAUUUUAGCUAAUUCCUAGCAACAAAGUGAUUGAAACUCAGUCAGGAUUGUUCCUUGCUUUGUAAAUAUGGUGAUUAACCUUUGUAUAACAUGUAUUGGGUUUCUAUGGCCUAUUUGGGAUAUCAUAUUCAGAAGAAACAAAAGUGUUAUCUAUUUGCAGGGAAGCCUCUAGCUUUGGACUUGAACAUCUACAAAAGCUACCAAUACUGGAACAAUUUAUUUUCAGCAUCUUAACACUGAAUAUUUGCCUUUUUAUUUUCAAACACUUCCAUGUUUUUUCUUGGUUUCAUUUUUUUAACUUUUCCAGUAGGAAUACCCCUCCCUAAGGUACCAUUUGCAGACUUGAAAACUGUUAAGAAAAUGAACACUGCAUUCUGUGUAUAUAUAGUAAAACAUAUAUAAACUGAGAUGCAUAGAACAUUUGGGCUUUUGUGAGCAGAGACUGUGCUUUAUGUAUAUGAUAAAUGAUAGAAUUUUUUUUUUAAAGCAGAAUAGCUAAGACCUUUCAACUACAAGUCGUGCAUCACAAUUCUUUUCUUUUAUUGCUUGACCUCUCUGUGAUGGGAACAAUGGAUCAAAAACCAAAAUGAUCAGUUUGUUAAAACUCCCUGCAAUAUAUAAAUGCUCGCUCUCUACGUACUGUACUUAGCAGCAUGAGAUUUGUGGACAACAAUACAGUGGUACAUUGGCAAUCCAUCCCACUAGGGGUUAUUAAUAUAUGUUCAUUCAUCUGUUUUUAUGAAUUUUUUUAUCUAGACAAUAAUUGUAAAUAAAGAACUUACUCUGUCUGUUCAUUUAAUACUAUGCAAAAGGUUAUGCUUUCUAUUGUUAUUCUUAUUCCUACAGUGUGAUGCUGGAAUGUUUGUGGUUUCAAAAAAAAAAAAAAAGACAAAAGUAAGUAAAAUAUGUGAUGUAAAUUAUUUUAUAGUUUGAAACAAAAUGAUAAAGUUUUACUCUUGCUGCUUACUGUCUAAUAGAUCUCUCUUGGCAGGAGCACAAGUGGAAAAUUUAAAGAAAUAAAUUCACAAAGCAGCAUGAACAAUAA
Dromaius novaehollandiae (emu) is the source of this 7437-nucleotide messenger RNA. It is a transcript of the gene ATP2B2, whose product is annotated as ATPase plasma membrane Ca2+ transporting 2. Gene Ontology annotation, biological process: regulation of cytosolic calcium ion concentration; calcium ion transmembrane transport. NCBI's taxonomy places the organism in Eukaryota, Metazoa, Chordata, Aves, Casuariiformes, Dromaiidae. Gene Ontology annotation, cellular component: plasma membrane; intracellular membrane-bounded organelle; postsynaptic density membrane. The record is from RefSeq and is a predicted model, not a curated record. The transcript has 24 exons. Gene Ontology annotation, molecular function: PDZ domain binding; ATP binding; ATP hydrolysis activity. The coding region runs from base 452 to 4225 and encodes 1257 amino acids.